Messenger RNA from Suillus paluster, 610 nucleotides. RefSeq lists its product as uncharacterized. The coding region runs from base 4 to 267 and encodes 87 amino acids. The transcript is spliced from 2 exons. NCBI's taxonomy places the organism in Eukaryota, Fungi, Basidiomycota, Agaricomycetes, Boletales, Suillaceae. The record is from RefSeq and is a predicted model, not a curated record.
UCUAUGCAGGCCAUCUCCUCAGUAGCCGUCCUCCUCAUUGCAUGGGCCACCCGGAUAAGCAAACACUCACGCAAGCUGCUCCUCAUCGUUCUCAUAGUUUCAUCCGGUGUUGUAAUCACAAGCAAGGGUGAGAGACGGUUUAGUUCAGUUGGGUUUUUCAUUCAGGCUGAAGGAGUCGGGCCACCCGUCUCGUGCUCAUCCAAACCCUCAUGCACGGGCUCAAGACGAACCCCCCUUGUCUCUCUCCAACUCUACGCGCCUGUAUGAGCACUGAUCAUGGUGCAAAAGGCGGCACCUUGUUCGUGCUGUUUGUGUUGCAUCAUUCCAUCAUUGUAAAUAUGUACAACAUGAUUCACGAGACCUCGGCCCCCAGCAGUUGAAGGGCAAAGAGGACAGUGGGAACGAAAUGGACGAAUGAAAGAGCAUCCUCCGCCCAUACUAGACAUGGAAUGUGCGCAUCUGUUACUGCACGUGCGGGCUUGAGCCGAAUGUCUUGUGUCUCAAUGCUGUCUGUGCUCGAAUCAUAAUAAUGAAUGCCCAACGCGAUUGUUCCGGAGCAGGAAACGAAACAAAGGCUGCUGCCAAGCCUAUGACUUAUGUAGGUUUCGAC